This is a messenger RNA of Komagataella phaffii GS115, 1353 nucleotides long. RefSeq lists its product as uncharacterized. NCBI's taxonomy places the organism in Eukaryota, Fungi, Ascomycota, Pichiomycetes, Pichiales, Pichiaceae. Bases 1 to 1353 code for a protein of 450 amino acids. Gene Ontology annotation, cellular component: preribosome, large subunit precursor. The transcript has a single exon. Gene Ontology annotation, biological process: ribosome biogenesis. The record is from RefSeq and is a predicted model, not a curated record. Gene Ontology annotation, molecular function: protein binding.
AUGUCCGAGUCACAAGAGCAAAUUAAGAUCCGGUUCAUUACCAGAGACGAGGAUGAGACAAUCCAUGUUUCGGAAAAUCCAUUGUAUGUUCCCGUUUCCCUGAAAAGAUACGGUCUUUCCGAGAUUGUCAAUCAUCUUAUAGGACAUGAUUCCCCAAUUCCGUUUGAUUUCCUUAUCAAUGGAACAUUGCUAAAAACUUCCCUUGAAGAGUAUUUGAAAUCAAGAGAACUUUCUACGGAAGCAUUUCUGACUCUUGAGUACAGCCGUGCUGUACUUCCACCUGAUUUUUUAGCAUCUUUCAACAAUGAAGAUUGGAUUUCAAGCGUAGACACUUUGAGUUCCGAUCCAAAACUUGCCACACAGCCAAAAAUCUUAUCUGGUUCUUAUGAUGGUAUAGUCAGAAUCUGGGAUAUGUCCGGUAAUAACGAAGCACAGCUAGCUGGACAUGGUGGACCAAUCAAAGAUGUCAAAUUCAUUUCAUCUUCUAAGCUGAUGAGCGCUGGUAACGAUAGACAAAUUCGCCUGUGGGAUGCUACAAUCCCACAAGAGUUUCAAGAGAACGGUGAAGCCCAGCAAGAAUCUAUAUCAGCCACAACAAUAGCCAUUCUGGAAGGACAUAAGGCACCAGUGUUAUCUUUGGCAUUGGACAGCCCUACGAAUAGAAUUCUGUCAGGUAGUGCCGAUCAUAGUUUGGCCUUCUGGUCUACUAAUCCUGAUGAUAUGAAUGCUUCAGCACCACUAAUUAACGAGUUUGCCCAUGUUUCGUCCAGUGCUCGUAAGAGAGCCAAGUUGGCCAUCGAGGACAGCUCGAUCAAGAGACGAGCCCCCUUGUCAUUCUUGGAAGGCCAUUCAUCCCCAGUUGAGGGAGUUAUUUUUGACAAAAAAGACUCCACUGUUGGUUAUUCGGCAUCUCAGGAUCAUACAGUCAAAACUUGGGACUUAGUAACCGCCAGAUGUGUAGAUACCAGGGCUACAUCCUAUUCUCUUUUGUCAAUAACACAAUUGGAUAAAGUUGGGUUGAUCGCCUGUGGAUCUUCGGCAAGACAUAUUAAUUUGCACGAUCCGAGAGUGGAUAGCAACAAAUCCGUUGUGCAAUCACAGUUAAUAGGCCACACAAACUUUGUUGUCUCCCUAGCACCUUCACCUAACAACGAGUAUAUGUUUGUUUCCGGUUCCCACGACGGUACUAGUAAAGUGUGGGAUAUUAGAGCUAAUAAAUCCGUGUUCACAAUCACUAGAGAAUCUGAAGAGAAAAAGAAUAAUAAUAAGGUGUUUGGUGUAGCGUGGAACAGAGAGAUUGGGAUCGUGAGUGGGGGUGAUGACAAAAAGAUUCAAAUUAACAGGAGUGUAUAA